Messenger RNA from Cylicocyclus nassatus, 333 nucleotides. Lineage: Eukaryota; Metazoa; Nematoda; Chromadorea; Rhabditida; Strongylidae. The record is from the annotation of a GenBank genome assembly.
AUGGUCGACUGGUUUGCGAUCCAGUCGCCGAAGCUGUUCAGAGCAUUCAAAGAAGCCGGUGUGAUGGGAGAGGAUGAGAUCAUGAUCCAGACGAUGGAAGAAUGUGCGGAACUUAUCCAGGCGAUCUGCAAGCACAUGCGCAGAUUCGGCAAUAAUACGCCGGACAAAACGCAUGAUGAAGUAGUCCAGAACCUCAAUGAAGAGAUCGCAGAUGUGAAGAAUUGUCUUGAAAUCAUUGCGGGCGCUUGCGAAUGGCAUGACCCCGUAAUGGUAAAAGAGAUCCGCACGGCAAAGAUGAAGCGCUGGUUCUGGCGGCUGACAGGUAGACGAUGA